GUUUCUGGAUGUGCUGGCAGCCAGGAAGGACCCAACAGGUCUGGCUGGAGAGAUGUUGAUAGACGGAGCUCAACCUCCCAACUUCAAAUGCCUCUCAGGAUACGUGGUCCAGGAUGAUGUGGUGAUGGGAACUCUGACUGUGAGGGAGAACUUCCGUUUCUCUGCGGCGUUGCGUCUUCCGUCCUCCGUCAGCCAGAAGGAGAAAGAGGACAAAGUCAACCGACUCAUCACAGAACUGGGCCUCACUAAAGUAGCAGACUCACGGGUUGGUACCCAGUUGAUCAGGGGAAUAUCAGGAGGGGAAAGGAAGAGGACAAACAUCGGUAUGGAGCUGAUCAUCGACCCUCCUGUUCUCUUCCUGGAUGAACCCACCACCGGCCUGGACGCGAGCACAGCUAACUCUGUACUACUACUGCUCAAGAGGUAGAACCUGGGUAUUGUAGUU
Messenger RNA from Oncorhynchus keta (chum salmon), 445 nucleotides. Its product is annotated as broad substrate specificity ATP-binding cassette transporter ABCG2-like. The record is from RefSeq and is a predicted model, not a curated record. NCBI's taxonomy places the organism in Eukaryota, Metazoa, Chordata, Actinopteri, Salmoniformes, Salmonidae. Gene Ontology annotation, cellular component: plasma membrane. Gene Ontology annotation, molecular function: ATP binding; ATP hydrolysis activity.